Neocloeon triangulifer is the source of this 2488-nucleotide messenger RNA. RefSeq names its product arrestin domain-containing protein 17-like. Bases 381 to 1559 code for a protein of 392 amino acids. The record is from RefSeq and is a predicted model, not a curated record. Gene Ontology annotation, biological process: protein transport. The transcript is spliced from 7 exons. NCBI's taxonomy places the organism in Eukaryota, Metazoa, Arthropoda, Insecta, Ephemeroptera, Baetidae. Gene Ontology annotation, cellular component: cytoplasm.
GAAUACUCCUUGGCUCUUUGGCCACUCGUGCGCGACAAGAAUUCGGCCUGUCACGGCCUGCGGCCGUGGGAAAGCGGCCAAACUGUCAAAGAAACGUGCUUCCCGCGCUUCGUUUCUCGAUUCAAUAUGGCAGCCGGCAGCUUGUUGUACCGUGAGCUUCAGUGGCCGCCACCAGGGUCGUGACGAUCGAAAAGCGUUUUGUGCUGCCCUCUGGCAGUUAGUCAACGCGAUAUUUCCGUAUUUAGCGGGGACGAGUUUCCCAUAUGGCCGUGCCACGGCCCUGGUUCACGUUAAAAAUAUUCGGGCGGCCGGUCGCGUGUUUAUUUUAUACUUCAUUAUAAAUUUAUUCGGUCUUUUCGGAGUUGAAAACUCGCGGCGAAAUGGGCCUGGAGAGGUUCGAAAUCGUCUUUGACAACCCGCAGGCCGUUUUCUACGCCGGCCAAACCGUGACCGGCCGAAUUGUGGUCAUCAACAGCACGCCCAAAUGUUUCCGAGGAAUCAAUGUCAAGCUCAAGGGCAGGGCCGAAGUGAACUGGUCGGAGGUCACGGAGCAAGCGAGCAGCCCCCGCCCUACCAACCAUCGCAACACCAAUGAAGUCACGGAGAUUUUUUCCUCGGAGGAAACUUACUUUGAGACGCAGUUCAACGUACUCGGCAGCGGUGAGGACGUGAACCUGAACCCUGGCGAGCACUUUUACCCCUUCAACUACGUCCUUCCGAGCAACCUGCCCUCGUCCUUCAAGGGCGAUUACGGACACGUCCGCUACACCAUCCUGGCCGUGGUGGACCGACCGUGGAAGUUCGACUACGAAGCCAAGGCGGCCUUCACGGUCAUCAGCCCCCUCGACCUCAACGCCGACCCCAAAUUGGCCGCUCCGCUUUCGAAGGAAAAGAUCAAGAUUUUCUGCUGCAUGUGUUGCACCUCGGCUCCUGUCUACGCCACCCUCUCCCUCCCCUGCGGAGGGGUGGUGCCUGGAGAGUCGCUGGCCCCCACCGUCGAAGUCGACAACAAAUCCAGGGUCUCCAUAUCGCAAAUCAAACUUCAAUUAAUCAAGACCGUGACUUACAAAGCUCGGGGAGGGAACGACAAGAAGUGCAAGGUGAGCAUUGCCGAGAAGUACCUUCCCAAGGUCAAGCGGGGAGCGUCCGAGGUGUUCGUCAGGGAGGCCGGCAUGCAGAUCCCCCCCAUGCCUCCCUCCAACCUGGACAACUGCUCCAUCAUCGACCUCGACUAUCACCUCAAUGCGUACUUUGUCACGUCCGGUUUCCACUUUGAUUUCGAAAUGCGGCUGCCCGUGGUGGUCGGGACGAUCCCGUUUUCGGCCAACUUCGGCCAGUUCAACGCGCCACAAGCCGCGGAAAAUAUUAUGCCCGUCGGGUGGAACUUCAGUCCUUCGGCGCCCCAAUUGGAUGAAGCGCCCAACUACCCUGACAUGCCGCCUCCGUCGUACGAAGAGUCCGUGUUUGGCGCCAAAAGCAUCCAGGAGAAGUCGGACAAUCAGUACAUGUUCAUGAACAAGAACUUCGCGCCGAUGUACCCCGUCUAUCGCCAAUCCUAGAAUCUCUCUCUAUUUAAAACUGGGACGACAGAAGUUUUAGUUCAUUUCUGAAUGUGAAUUAAGGCCAAAUUUCAUCACCAACAUCAAAAUCGAAUUAAAUAAAUUCGCGACGGGAAUUUAUUCUGACUGGGUUUGAAAAUUGAACUUUGGUGGGGAUUUUUUUAUAAAAACACGACUGCCUUUACCUAAUUUAGAACUUUGUUCCAUCAGGACUUCCCUUGAGAGUAAAAGUGAACCCUGUCUGAGACCCUGGUUAAAAAAACGUUUGGGGGUGAAAAUUUUUAAAUCGCGAUUUUGCUGCUAAAUUUGGUCUUUUUCCUUUCAGGAUGGCGAGGACGCUUGAUUCAUAAUAAAUUAUUAUUGCCGCAAUACUCUCUAUUUGUAAAGUUCUCCAAGUUUCGAUCAAGUUCUAUCUCAAUUUGAUAUUAUUGCCGGAUGAUUUUAAUUGUUGUUUUGAACACAAACUGUACCUUAAACAUAAUAAUAUCUCUGAAAACAGAGAAAGCUUGAUGCCGUCUUAAAAUUAAAAGCUAUUGCUAAGUUAAAAUGAACUUCUCGUAAUAAUGAUGUGGUGCAGCUUCAGUCACGCACGUGUGGUAGUAUUUUUAAAUAUUUACUGAAUGUCAUUGUAACAAAACAUGCAGCUUUUUAGCUGAAUAUAUAAAUAUUCCUCUAACGCAUAAUGUACAAAAAUUUAAUUUUUGAAGCAAAUUUUGCAUCAAAUGCGCUGCUUUAUUGUGCAGAAUUAUAAAUGUGUAUACAAAUACAUUUGAAGUAAUUCUUUUGUGUCUUAUUUUACCUCAUUUCAGAGGAAUGUGAUAAAAAAAUAGUUGCAACAAUUGGAAAAAUAGUAAAAAUCAUUGUAAUUUUAAUGGAAACUAUUAUAUUUGCAUAAUAUAGAAAAUAAAAUUCAAAUGCGCACUGAAAAA